UUCUCUCCCUCCAGCCGUUCCUCCUCUUGCGAGAUGGCACGCAGCUGGCAGCGUGGCUGACGGACGAGAGGGCACCGCCUCGCCAGGAAUCAACAGGCUGAGGAAGAAGACUGUCUGGCCUCCAGAGAGCAGACAACAGGACAGGAUGAGUCGCCACCUUUCCUGGCUGUCGAACAGAAGGUGGGAGUGUUCCCAAGCGUGUGGCUGUCGGUGCUGUGCUGGCUCCCGUCUGCCCGCCAUGAAGUAGGUGUCUUGCCAGAGGGAAGGGCCACUCGCUCCCAGCGCUGGAGGAUGCAGGGUGUGUGACGGGCCGGGCUCCACCGCCAUUGGCGAGGUGGGCGUGUUGCCCAGCCAUUAUGGGUGACGCCUCGACCUUGGAUUACGAACUGCUGUCCCCAGGACGGUCAGAGCCCGGCCCCGGCACCCUCGGAAUGGACGCAGAGCAGAAGACGGUCUUCGCCUUCGUCAUCUUCCUGCUGGUUUUCUUGGUCAUGCUGAUGGUCCGCUGCUUCCGGAUCUUGCUGGACCCUUACAGUCGGAUGCCGGCCUCUUCCUGGACUGACCACAAAGAGGGUCUCGAAAGGGGCCAGUUUGAUUAUGCUCUUGUGUAGUGUGGGGUUCGGUUUUGGGGCACUUUGACUUGUUUGCGGGUGGGU
Molecule: messenger RNA, 656 nt
Organism: Heteronotia binoei (common prickly gecko)
Lineage: Eukaryota; Metazoa; Chordata; Lepidosauria; Squamata; Gekkonidae
Gene: CTXN1
Product: cortexin 1
Exons: 3
Coding region: 357-611 (84 amino acids)
Source: RefSeq, a predicted model, not a curated record